This is a messenger RNA of Arachis stenosperma, 1724 nucleotides long. RefSeq names its product polypyrimidine tract-binding protein homolog 3-like. Gene Ontology annotation, molecular function: mRNA binding. Gene Ontology annotation, biological process: regulation of RNA splicing. The record is from RefSeq and is a predicted model, not a curated record. NCBI's taxonomy places the organism in Eukaryota, Viridiplantae, Streptophyta, Magnoliopsida, Fabales, Fabaceae. The coding region runs from base 240 to 1532 and encodes 430 amino acids. Gene Ontology annotation, cellular component: nucleus. The transcript is spliced from 15 exons.
ACCAAAAACUGACCAAAUCUUCAAAUUGGGAAAACCUUAUAAUUCAACUAAGUUUAUUAUUUGAUUAUUAUCUUAUCUUACAAAAUAAAAUGGCUAGAUAGAAACAUAACAUAAGGUAGGGCAACAUUAAUUAUCAUGUGCCACACUAACACCUCUUUUUAACUCUUAUUUUCUCUCUCUUCCUCUUCCUCCUUCUCUCUCUCUCUCUCUCUCUCUCUCCACGCUCAGGUUUGCAAACAAUGGCUGAACCUUCCAAGGUCAUCCAUGUACGAAACGUGGGGCAUGAGAUAUCCGAAAAUGAUUUGCUUCAGCUCUUUCAGCCUUUUGGAGUCAUAACAAAGCUUGUGAUGUUGCGUGCAAAAAAUCAGGCUCUUGUCCAAAUGCAAGAUGUUGCUUCAGCCGUUAAUUCUUUACAAUUUUAUGCAAAUGUUCAGCCAAGCAUAAGGGGGAGGAAUGUUUAUGUCCAGUUUUCCUCACAUCAAGAACUAACAUCAAUGGAUCAAAAUCAAGGGCGUGGAGAUGAGCCAAAUCGAAUUCUCUUAGUUACAAUUCACCACAUGAUGUAUCCUAUAACAGUGGAUGUGCUAUAUCAAGUAUUUUCUCCCCAUGGAUCUGUGGAAAAGAUUGUAACAUUUCAGAAGUCAGCUGGUUUUCAGGCUCUUAUCCAGUAUCAGUCACGUCAGCAUGCUGUUGUCGCAAGAAGUACACUUCAGGGACGCAAUAUUUAUGAUGGUUGCUGUCAGCUGGACAUUCAGUUCUCAAACCUUGAUGAACUACAAGUGAACUACAACAAUGACCGUUCAAGGGACUUUACGAACCCAAAUCUUCCUACAGAGCAGAAAGGCAGACCGUCACAACCUGGAUAUGGCGAUACAGUUGGAUAUCCUCAGAUGGCCAAUGCUGCAGCCAUUGCAGCUGCCUUCGGGGGUGGUUUGCCUCCUGGAGUAACCGGGACAAAUGACCGAUGUACAAUUCUUGUCUCAAAUCUUAAUCCUGACAGAAUAGAUGAGGAUAAGCUGUUCAACUUGUUCUCCAUUUAUGGGAACAUUGUGAGGAUUAAGCUUCUCCGGAAUAAACCAGAUCAUGCACUUAUCCAGAUGGGGGAUGGUUUCCAAGCUGAAUUGGCAGUGCACUUUCUGAAGGGAGCCACGUUGUUUGGGAAGCGAUUAGAAGUCAACUUCUCGAAACAUCCUAACAUAACCCCAGGUGCUGACACGCAUGAGUAUGCCAAUUCAAACCUCAACCGUUUCAACCGUAAUGCUGCUAAGAACUACCGUUAUUGUUGCUCCCCGACAAAGAUUAUCCAUUUGUCAACACUCCCGCAAGAUGUUACCGAAGACGAGAUUCUGAACCUCCUGGAGGAGCAUGGAACUAUUGUGAACAGCAAAGUCUUUGAGAUGAAUGGGAAAAAGCAGGCUCUGGUUCAGUUCGAGACUGAGGAACUGGCUACCGAUGCUCUUGUAUGCAAGCAUGCAAGCUCACUUUCUGGUUCAGUAAUCCGCAUCUCAUUCUCACAGCUGCAGAAUAUAUGAUGAGAAUUUGUUAAAGCCUUGAGGACAACCCAAGUAACAGUUGUUAAGCAUUCUGAGUUUGGGAAGGAUAUUGUUUUAUGCAGAUGAUGAUGGUCUUCUCCAUUAUGUUGUAAUGGUGCCUUUGCUUGCUAUUUAACUUAUAACACCUGCUCUGACACUUAUUUUUUCCUCUCUACUCAUUUGUCUUUCUUA